This is a messenger RNA of Kalmanozyma brasiliensis GHG001, 1413 nucleotides long. RefSeq lists its product as uncharacterized. The record is from RefSeq and is a predicted model, not a curated record. The transcript has a single exon. NCBI's taxonomy places the organism in Eukaryota, Fungi, Basidiomycota, Ustilaginomycetes, Ustilaginales. The coding region runs from base 1 to 1413 and encodes 470 amino acids.
AUGGUCAAGGUCAAGUUGAGAGUGCCACUCUCGUCUGCUCCACGCGAGGCGGCCUCUUCUCCGCUCGCCAAUCCGCUUCGCAGUGCACCCGACUACUCGGACGACGAGGAACCCACCACACCGCGCCGCGACGGCGCUACUCCAGACGAUACCGCCGACCUUGACAACUCGGACGCCGAAGAGCUCGAAGACGACGAGGACGAAGACCCAGAAGCCGACGAACUCGACGAGCUGGACGAGCUCGAAGGUGACGACGAUGCGUCCUCCAAACCCGCUGAUGCUUCGGCAAAGCGCAGAAGCAUCACGCUCAAACGUCCGUCCAAAAGUGGGCCCAACUCGUCCGCCUCUCCCUCCGCUGAGGGCUCCACAAGCCCGCAUCUCGGCGCCAAGGUGGUGAAGCGAAGCAGCCUCGCUCGCACUGCACAAUUGCAGGCCAUGUCCGUGGAAGAGCUCGACGCGUUGCCAGCAGCAAAGAGGAGAAAGACGGCUAAAGCGCGAGGCGCCGCUGGACCAGGCAGAGGAUGGAGAAAGGGGCUGACCAAGGGUCAAAAGCCAGUGUACGAGCUUCCAGCUUCAGAAAGGACACCUGCGACCUUUGGCAACACUGCCAACGCGCGCUCGUCGCCUGUCGCGCCUACAGCAGUGAAGGCAGAGACACCGACGCCGAUCCUACCCAAGCCGAGACCUAUCUCGAUUGCGGCGGUAGGCGAGUCGAGCAGACCUUCAACAUCUGCACCCCACAGAAGCAGUGCACCGUCCGGCGCUAGUGUUCCAGUAUCGUCGAUCAAGAUCAUCUCGGGACCCGGAGGGCAGACAUUCACAGGCGAUCUCAACGCCAAAGCUGGCACAGCGAAGAACCCGGGCUUCCGCUAUCCGCCUUUGCCCAGCUCUCGUGCUGGGCCACCUGUGCAGCCGAUUGCUAGGAUCCCGACAGCCUUCCAGGUGGUGAUCCCGCUAGAGAGGAACGAGAGGCAGCCGAGGCGAUGGCUGAGAGCCAAGAGGGAAGUUCUCAGCAUGGGCGGUCGACCGUGGAGCAUUCCCGUCUUUUACGGUGGGGAGGACAGGGGGUAUGAGAAGAAGGCUGAUGCGCCUGCUCCCACUGCGACCGGUACGACAGCAGCUGGGGGUGCAGAGAAGGUCGUGGCCAAGGCAAGCACGCCGUCUGCUGUGCUGCCCACAACAUCAGCACCAGCUCCGGCGGCAGCAGCAGCAACGACGACCAAGACCGUCUCUCCUGCACCGAGCACCCCCACACCAACCGCGCAAGGCACUGCCACUACAACGACGAGCCUGCCCAAGCCAACAGGAGGAGCGGGCAGCUCACCUCUCCCGCCACCCAAGCAUCUCAAUGGCUUGCAGGCCGAGACCAAUUGGCGCGGUCAGUCGCCUGCGUUCCUGUUCGGAGGGCGAUAA